Hippopotamus amphibius kiboko is the source of this 5529-nucleotide messenger RNA. It is a transcript of the gene TRPM2, whose product is annotated as transient receptor potential cation channel subfamily M member 2. Gene Ontology annotation, molecular function: ligand-gated calcium channel activity; ADP-ribose diphosphatase activity. Gene Ontology annotation, cellular component: mitochondrion; membrane. Gene Ontology annotation, biological process: calcium ion transmembrane transport. The record is from RefSeq and is a predicted model, not a curated record. The coding region runs from base 1 to 4479 and encodes 1492 amino acids. NCBI's taxonomy places the organism in Eukaryota, Metazoa, Chordata, Mammalia, Artiodactyla, Hippopotamidae. The transcript is spliced from 32 exons.
AUGGAGCUGGGGCUGCUCAGGCAUCCGGACGGAGCCUCCCGGCAGGAGGACUGCUUCGGGGCACGGCGCGGGACGGGGGCCGACGUGGGCACGGUCCCCAACCUCCGGCGGAGCAACAGCAGCCUGUGCAGGAACAGGAGGUCGCAGUACCUCUUCGGCAACUGCGAGAAGCAAGGAAACCUCAGUUCGUGGAUUCCUGAGAAUGUCAAGAAGAAAGAGUGCGUGUACUUUGUGGAGAGCUCCAAGCUGUCUGAUGCCGGGAAGGUGGUGUGUGAGUGUGGCUACCCACGCGAGCAGCACUUGGAGGAGGCCACCAGGCCCCAUGCCUUCCAGGGCAAGGAGUGGGACCUGAAAAAGCACGUCCAGGAGAUGCCAACGGACGCCUUUGGUGACAUCAUCUUCACGGGCUUGAGCCAGAGGGUGGGAAAGUACGUCCGCCUCUCCCAGGAUACACCCUCCAGCCUGAUUUACCACCUCAUGACCCAGCACUGGGGCCUGGAUGUCCCCAACCUCCUCAUCUCCGUGACGGGCGGGGCCAAGGACUUUAACAUGAAGCCCAGGCUGAAGAGCAUCUUCCGAAGGGGCCUGGUCAAGGUGGCCCAGACCACAGGGGCCUGGAUUAUCACCGGGGGGUCCCACGCGGGCGUGAUGAAGCAGGUGGGCGAGGCGGUGCGGGACUUCAGCCUGAGCAGCCGCUCCAGUGAAGGGGAAGUGGUCGCCAUCGGGAUUGCCACGUGGGGCACCUUGCACAACCGGGAGAGCCUGAUCCUCCCCGCGGGCAGCUUCCCGGCUGAGUACAUCAUGGAUGAGGAAGGCCAAGGGCACCUGACCUGCCUGGACAGCAACCACUCCCACUUCAUCCUCGUGGACGACGGGACCCACGGCCGCUACGGGGUCGAGAUUCCCCUGAGGACGAAGCUGGAGAAGUUCAUAUCGGAGCAGACCAAGGAAAGGGGAGGCGUGGCCAUCAAGAUCCCCCUCGUCUGCGUGGUGCUGGAGGGAGGACCCGGCACGCUGCACACCAUCUACAACGCCAUCACCAGAGGCACUCCCUGCGUGAUCGUGGAGGGCUCGGGCCGCGUGGCGGACGUCAUUGCCCAGGUGGCCGGCCUGCCCAUCUCCGAGAUCACCAUCUCCCUGAUUCAGCAGAAGCUGGGCCUCUUCUUCCAGCAGAUGUCCGAGACCUUCACCGAGAGCAGGAUCGUGGAGUGGACCAAAAAGAUCCAAGACAUUGUCCGGAGACGACAGCUGCUCACCAUCUUCCGGGAAGGCAAGGACGGCCAGCAGGACGUGGACGUGGCCAUCCUGCAGGCCUUGCUGAAGGCCUCUCAGAGCCACGACCGCUUUGGCCACGAGAACUGGGACCACCAGCUGAAGUUAGCGGUGGCGUGGAACCGUGUGGACAUUGCCCAAAGUGAGAUCUUCACGGACGAGCGGCAGUGGAAGCCCUCAGAGCUGUACCCCGUGGUGACGGCCGCCCUCAUCGCCAACAAGCCUGAGUUCGUGAAGCUCUUCCUGGAGAGCGGGGUGCAGCUAAAGGAGUUCGUCACGUGGGACACCCUGGUCUACCUGUACGAGAACCUGGAGCCCACCUGCCUGUUCCACUACAAGCUGCACAAGGUGCUGGCCGAGGAGCCCGAGCAGCCGGCCCCCCGCGUGCAGAUGCACCACGUGGCCCAGGUGCUGCGGGAGCUCCUUGGGGACUUCACGCAGCCGCUGUACCCCCAGCCCCGCUCCAGCGACUGCCCGCACCUCCUGCUGCCCAUGCCCAACUUCAAGCUCAACGUGCAGGGAGUGAGUCUCCGGUCCCUGUACAAGCAUUCAUCAGGCCAUGUUGCCUUUACCAUGGACCCGGUCCGUGAUCUUCUCAUUUGGGCCAUCGUCCAGAACCGCCGGGAGCUGGCCGAAAUCAUCUGGGCGCAGAGCCAGGACUGCAUCGCCGCGGCCUUGGCCUGCAGCAGGAUCCUGAAGGAGCUGUCCAAGGAGGAGGAGGACAUGGAUAGCCUGGAGGAGAUGCAGGAGCUGGCCAACCAGUUUGAGCAGAGAGCCAUCGGGGUCUUCACCGAGUGCUACCGGAAGGAUGAGGAGAGAGCUCAGAAGCUGCUGGUCCGUGUGUCGGAGGCCUGGGGCAACACCACCUGCCUGCAGCUGGCCCUGGAGGCCAAGGACAUGAAGUUCAUGUCCCACGGGGGCAUCCAGGCGUUCCUGACCAAGGUGUGGUGGGGCCAGCUCUCCGUGGACAACGGGCUGUGGCGGGUGGUCCUGUGCAUGCUGGCCUUCCCACUGCUCUACACCGGCCUCGUCUCCUUCAGGCACAGGCGGCUGCAGGCCAAGGGGGGCCUCCUGCGCGUCCGCGCCUUCUUCAACGCGCCCGUGGUCGUCUUCCACCUGAACAUCCUGUCCUACUUCGCCUUCCUCUGCCUCUUCGCCUACGUGCUCAUGGUGGACUUCCAGCCCAGGCCCUCGAUCUGCGAGUACCUCAUCUACCUCUGGCUCUUCUCCCUGGUGUGCGAGGAGCUGCGGCAGCUCUUCUACGACCCGGACGAGUGCGGCCUGAGGAAGAGGGUGCUGCUGUACUUCAGCGACUUCUGGAACAAGCUGGACAUCUGCGCCAUCCUGCUCUUCAUCGCGGGGCUGACCUGCCGGCUCCUGCCCUCGCUGCUGUACCCCGGCCGCGUGGUCCUCGCCCUGGACUUCGUCAUGCUCUGCCUGCGGCUGAUGCACAUCUUCACCGUCAGCAGGAUGCUGGGGCCCAAGCUCAUCAUUGUGAGGCGGAUGAUGAAGGACGUCUUCUUCUUCCUCUUCCUGCUGGCCGUGUGGGUCGUGUCCUUCGGGGUGGCCACGCAGGCCAUCCUCAUCCACAACGAGAGGCGGGCUGAGUGGAUCUUCCGGGGCGUCGUCUACCACUCGUAUCUCACCAUCUUCGGGCAGAUCCCCGCCUACAUCGAUGGAGUGAACUUCAGCCCGGAUCGGUGCAGCCCCAACGGCACCGACCCCUACAAGCCCAAGUGCCCGGAGCCCGCCUUCCCCGAGUGGCUGACGGUCAUCCUGCUCUGCUUCUACCUGCUCUUCACCAACAUCCUGCUGCUCAACCUGCUCAUCGCCAUGUUCAACUACACCUUCCAGCAGGUCCAGGAGUGCACGGACCAGGUCUGGAAGUUCCAGCGCCACGACCUGAUCGAGGAGUACCAGAGCAGGCCCCCUGCGCCGCCCCCCUUCAUCCUCCUCAGCCACCUGCACCUCUUCAUCAAGAGGGUGGUGCUGAAGAUCCCCGCCAAGCGCCACAAGCAGCUCAAGAACAAGCUGGAGAAGAACGAGGAGGCCGCCCUCCUGUGCUGGGAGAUCUACCUGAAGGAGAACUACCUGCAGGACCAGCAGUCCCUGCAGAAGCAGAGGCUGCAGCAGAAGAUCCAGGACGUCAGCGACAGGGUGGACACCGUGGUGGACCUGCUGGAAACGGCUCGUCUGAAGCAGUUGGGCUCCGUGGAGCAGAGACUGGCCUCCCUGGAGGAGCAGGUGGCCCAGACGGCUGGCGCCUUGCACUGGAUAGUGAAGGCCCUGAGGGACGGCGGCUUUGGCUCGGAGGGGGACGUCCCCACCCUGGCACCGCAGAUGGCCUCGGUGGGGCAGGACCCUGAGCUGGACGGCGGGCCGAAGACGGAGGACCCGGGCGACGCCUACCACGUGAACGCCCGGCACCUCCUCUACCCCAGCUGCCCUGUCCUGCGCUUCCCGGUGCCCAACGAGAAGGUGCCCUGGGAGAUGGAGUUCCUUAUCUACAACCCGCCCUUCUACACGGCCGACAGGAAGGACAAGGAUCUGGUGGACCCUGUGGGGGACGCCCCAGAGCCUCUGUCCAGGAUCAGCUACAACGUGAUGGAUGGAUGUCUGGACCGGCGCAGCGUCCACGGGGUCUACGCCGUGCAGGGCGGGCUCCCUCUGAACCCCAUGGGCCGCACGGGGCUGCGCGGGCGCGGGGACCUCCGCUACUUUGGCCCCAACCACACUCUGCAGCCUGUGAUCACCCGGUGGAAGCGGAACCAGGACGACGCCAUCUGCAUGAAGAGCAUAAAGAAGAUGCUGGAGGUGCUGGUGGUGAGGUGCCCCUUCUCCGAGCACUGGGCGCUGCCAGGGGGCUCCCGGGAACCAGGAGAGACGCUGCCCCGGAAGCUGAAGCUGGUCCUCCGGAGAGAGUUCUGGCCUUCCUUCGAGAACUUGCUGGCGCAGGGCAUGGAGGUGUACAAAGGCUACGUGGAUGAUCCAAGGAACACGGACAACGCCUGGGUCGAGACCGUGGCCGUGAGCGUCCACUUCCCAGACCAGAGCGACGCGGAGCUGAAGAGGCUGAAUUCUCACCUGCACUCCUGCGACACGGGGACGUCCGUCCGGUGGCAGCUGGUGGAUCAGCGCAUCCCGCUGUACGCCAACCACAAGGCCAUCCUCCAGAAGGUGGCCGCCUUGUUUGGGGCCUACUACUGACCCGGGGACGCGGCCCGGGCAGCUCUGCAGGGCCGGCGGGGCCGGUCCAUCCACGGCCCACUUGGACCGGCUGCCCCUCACAGCCGGCUCGUGAACUGGGAGGCCUCGGGGAGCCCUGGGAGGAGAGCUGAGCAGGUCACAGGCAGGCUCCAGCCACGGGGCAGGGCCUCGGGGUUGAGGGGGCCACGGGGACCCCGCCGGCCAACACUGCCUCUCUCGAGGCUGUGGGCGGCCCGCGGACGCCGUCCGGGCCACGUCCCGUGAGCAGCACAUCCACCCCCAGAGGGGGCGCCGCCCGAGGCCCGCACUUCCCGGAGAGUCGGGCUUCCCCAAGAGGGCCUCCACCGUGACCAACUCGGACCCUCGCCUGGCCUGGGGCAGCGCCCGGUUCCCUCGGCCCCUUCGUGGGGCAGGAGGCCCGGGCAGCUCCCGCGUUCUCCUGAGGCAUAGAGGUCUCUGGGUGUGCUGCCCCGGGACCCGGGCGGGAGGAUGGAGCAGCAUGGGGUUGGGGGGGGCUCUCCUGCACACGGCGCCCCUGCCCCCUCCCCCGACAGCCCAGGGAGGAGCGGGCAGCGGGUGCGGACGGAGGGGCCACCCGGGUCAGCACCGGCGACUCACGGACCGUCAGCACAGCCGUCUGGAGCCGUGGAAUGCUGCAAAAGGCCCACGUUAAACCUGCUCCCCCGCCCCCAGCCUCGCCGCCUCUUCUGUGCGUCCUUCAAAUAAAGUUAGAGACACGCGCGGUGGUCGGGGGCUGUGUCCGGGCCCACAGCCGAGCUUCCCGGGGCCCGCGGGGUCUCCUGUAGACAUCCUGCAGCCCCUCAGGUCCAAACUCACGAUUUCUCCUUCAAUCAACACCCCCCCUCCCCGCCCCCACACACACACUCCCUCUUCCUCAUUUUCCUAGAUCCCGGCUCCAGCCCCCAACCUGGGACUCAGCCCCUCGCACCUCCCCUGACCCCCACCCUCGAUUUUUAUUGGAAUCUCAUAUCCAGCCAAACUAGUGCUCAAGUAGCAGCAGCAAAUAAAGACAUUUUAGAAGCAUAAGGA